Messenger RNA from Panicum virgatum (switchgrass), 958 nucleotides. RefSeq names its product CASP-like protein 4U1. The transcript is spliced from 2 exons. Lineage: Eukaryota; Viridiplantae; Streptophyta; Magnoliopsida; Poales; Poaceae. The record is from RefSeq and is a predicted model, not a curated record. The coding region runs from base 155 to 760 and encodes 201 amino acids.
CCUAAGUCAAACUCUUUUACAAAAAGGGGCUGGUAAUUUUUUAUAAUUACAGAUAUACCCCUGCUUUUGCACUGAAAAUUUUUAACUAUCAACAAGGAUAAACACUACGUUCGCACAUUACCCUAUGUUCUAAUAUCUUAUAUUGGGGUGACCAAUGGCGACUCUCUUCUCUUCCUCUCCACCGUCCCUUCCCCUCCACCCCACCCACCUCGACGCCAUAGCCGUCUCCACCAGCCCCACAUCGACCCUCACUCCGAGCCCGGCGACCACCUCUGCCUCCUCCCCAACAACGUCGAGGUCCAUCCCUGGUACAAUGCUCGGUCGAUGUAAGGCGCAGCAUUGGAGUCGGGAAAUGCCUCCCUCUGGGAAGUCAGGCGGCGGUGCCCCCUCCCGUUCCUUCAAGGAGGUGCUCCUGGCGGCGGCCUCCGUGGUCUCAUCGGAUUCGGUCUCGGCUCCUCCGGCGAGCCCUCUUUGCAGCACCUCCCCAAGAAUCCUGCUGCGCCCGGCUGACUCUCGUCAGCCGCCUUCGAGGCGUAGUCUGGACGCCGGGGGCCGGCAGGAGGUGGAAAGCCAACGUUCCCGUAAGACUCGCCUACGGGCAGAACGUGAGCAACGCCGCAGGGUGCCUGCAGACCUCCGCGGGCUGUGCUUCAACUAUUUCUCGCCGAAUCAUCGUGUUGGCGCCUGCAACAACCGAACCCGCUGCUUCAAGUGCUGGCUGACGGGACGUCGGGCCUACUGGUGUCCAUUCUUCGAAUGAUGAAGAAGACAACCAACUUCUCAGGCGUUGAGACUUUUGUCUUUUCUCCUGAAAACAAACUUCGAGUGUUUCCUCCAAACUCAUAUAAGUCCAAGCCCAGAGAUCAUAUUGUCCUAGAUGAAGUUCAAGAAUGCAUACUUGACAAAUUCUGGUACCAAUAUAAUAAUAAAAGAGAGGAAAAAGGAUAUAUGCUCUCAA